Messenger RNA from Aspergillus tanneri, 1308 nucleotides. RefSeq names its product epoxide hydrolase. The transcript is spliced from 4 exons. The record is from RefSeq and is a predicted model, not a curated record. Gene Ontology annotation, biological process: epoxide metabolic process. Lineage: Eukaryota; Fungi; Ascomycota; Eurotiomycetes; Eurotiales; Aspergillaceae. Bases 1 to 1308 code for a protein of 435 amino acids. Gene Ontology annotation, molecular function: epoxide hydrolase activity.
AUGGCGAAACAAUCACAGUCACAGAAGCCAGGACUGGUACCGUCAGUCAAAACAACCCCAACCACGGAAAACAUGGCAAACCCAUUCCAAAUCGCCGUUCCCGAUACCCACCUAGAACGUCUGCGGAAAAAGCUCGAGACGGCUGUCUUUCCCGAUGAGCUGGACGACGCUCAAUGGGACAUGGGCGUUCCUCUGAAUGAGAUGAAACGAUUGACCGCAUACUGGCGCGAUGGGUUCAACUGGCGUCGACAGGAACAAGAUCUGAAUGAUAAACUAAAUCAGUUCCUGGUUCCCAUCGCUGUGGCGGGAUUUGGUGAGCUGGACAUCCAUUGCUUGCAUCAUGUCAGCUCCAAUCCAAGUGCUAUCCCCUUGCUCUUCAUCCAUGGCUGGCCGGGAAGCUUCCUCGAAGCCAUCAAGCUGAUCCCUCUGCUGACGACCGGCAACAACGAUCAACCGGCAUUUCAUCUGGUGGCACCUUCGUUGCCCAACUUUGGCUUUUCUUCGGGCGUGAAACAGAAAGGGUUUGGUUUGGUCCAGUAUGCGGAGGCGAUGCAUGCCGUCAUGUCGGCCUUGGGCUACGACGAGUACGCCAUCCAAGGAGGCGACUGGGGCAGUAUCCUCGCCCGUGUGAUGGCCAUGCGCUAUCCCAACCAUGCCAAAGCCAUCCAUCUUAACAUGUUCCCCGUGGCGCCUCCCUUCCCGUGGCGAAACCCCCUUCUCUUCCUUCAAUCCCUGCUGACUAUCCCGUUCUCGUCCACGGAUAAAGCCCAUCUUGCCGUCACCAAACACUACCUGACUCAAGGGAGCGGGUACAUGCGCCAACAGGAGACCCGUCCUCAGACCCUGGGCUACGCUCUCCAGGAUAGUCCCGUGGCCCUGUUGGCGUGGAUCUACGACAAACUACAUGCCUGGUCGGAUGACUAUCCGUGGACGGACGACGAGAUCCUCACCUGGGUCAGUAUCUAUCAAUUUUCGACUGCAGGCCCCGCGGCUUCCAUCCGUAUUUACUACGAGGCCACACGGAAUGAUUCUUCCUCGACCCCCCCGGGCCUCUCGACCACCGAGGUGUUAUCGACCGCAGCUCCGAGUUGUGUCAAGUUGGCUGUGGCGCAGUUCAACCGCGAACUAAUCAAGACGCCUCUGUCCUGGCGGGGGUUACUGGGCUCCGUCGUGCGUGCCAAUGAAUAUGACUGCGGCGGACACUUUGCUGCGUGGGAGGUGCCGGAGCUGCUGGCGGCAGACUUGAAAGGGUUUCUGGGGAAGAAUGGACAGGCUUAUGGCGCUGUCGCUGGGAAGGAUGGGCACUGA